GAAAACCGGAAGUGUUAUGAAGUUGCUGGAAAAGCAUAGGCUUCUCUUCCUCUCUAAAUACACAAACAAACCGAGAGACCGAUUUACGGACUGUGCGAAGUGUAUUACUAGUACGGGGGUUGUGCAGUGGUCCUGACAUUUGCGUUAACAGCUGCUUUCGAGAGUCAGCACCCCCCUCCGUCCCGCAGAAAGAGAAGAAGUUUAACUAUGACAGACAAAGAAGGAGAGGCAGAAGUGAAAAUAGACAAAGCAGAUGGCAGCAUUUCCAGCAGUCCUGAAGGCACUGAAGAGACCUCUGUAGCUGAUGAAGGCAAGGAAACCUCAUCAGGCAUUGAAGUAGAAGCUUCAGAUGCCAGUUUAAGCUUGACUGGAGAUGAAGCCACUGCAGAUGAUGUAUCCACUGUGGCGCAUACAGGACGGAAACGUCGAGGCAGCAGACGAGAAAAAGACCUUGAGAGCUCUGAUGAAGAGGAGGAGGAAGACUCUGACAGCAUGGAUGACACUGGUAGAUAUUCAAUAAAUGAUGACAAUAAUAAUCAUGACAGAUCAAAUUCUGACGACGAUGAUGAUGAUGAGAAUAAAAUGGAAGAGGAGGAAGGUGGGGAUGAUGAGAGCCUCAGGAGACGGAGAAGACGCCACCCAGCCAAGCGUUCCUCAACUGAGCGAGACAAGGACUCUUCAGAUGAGGAGCGGGCACUGGAGGACUGGGUGACUUCGGGGGUUCAAGAUCUUCCUCGUCCUAGCUGGUACUCCAUACUUGCAUUGCGUGAGCGGCAGUUGGGUCGUGGCCUGCACUUCAUCUAUGAUGCAUGCGGCUCCAGGUCUUUUGUUCAGCGCUUUAAGAUGCAGUAUAGUCUGGAGAAGCAUAACGGUUGUGUUAAUACACUGCACUUCAACCAGCAUGGUACCUGGCUGGCCAGUGGUAGUGAUGACCUCAAAGUAGUGAUCUGGGACUGGGUUUAUCGAAGGCCGGCCUUAGAAUUUGACAGUGGACACAAGAGUAAUGUCUUCCAGGCCAAGUUCUUGCCCAACAGUGGUGACUCUACCUUGGCAAUGUGUGCAAGAGAUGGGCAAGUUCGUGUUGCAGAACUUUCUGUCACCCAGCGUUGUAAGACAACUAAGAAAGUUGCUCAACACAAAGGAGCAUCACACAAGUUGGCCGUUGAGCCUGACUCACCUUGCACCUUCCUGUCAGCAGGAGAAGAUGCCGUUGUUUUUUCAAUUGAUCUUCGUCAGGAGCGACCCGCUACGAUUUCUAUUCAUGAAUAUUCUUUUGAGGAAGCUGAUAAUUUUGUUAUGGGUGAUUUAGAUUCUGAAACUGCUUCUAGCUCUGUUUUGGAUUUUGGUAGUGAUGCCUUGCAUACUGAGCGUUUCUGUACUGGAUAUGGCAAACUUACUGUUCCAAGGUACCUCAACUUAUUAAGUAUUUUUAAUCCUACAGAAGACCCAGCUGUGAUUUAUCUGUCUAAAACUGCUUCUGUUAGACAGUUUACUGAUGUUAACCCCAUUUUCUCUGAUAAAGAUGGAAAAAGCAUUUAUACUCCUGCACAGAUAAAUAGCUCGUCAAAGGCCAAUGUAACCUGCCUUGUCUACAGCUAUAAUGGAGCGGAAUUGUUGGCAAGUUACAACGAUGAGGAUAUUUACUUAUUUGACUCUAGCCAUAGUGAUGGUGCUGAGUUUACCCAGCGUUACAAAGGACAUCGAAACAAUGCUACAGUGAAGGGUGUGAAUUUUUAUGGCCCCAAGAGUGAAUAUGUUGUGAGUGGCAGUGACUGUGGACACAUCUUCCUGUGGGAUAAGUCAUCCUGCCAGAUUGUUCAGUUUAUGGACGGAGACAAAGGAGGUGUGGUGAACUGUUUAGAACCUCACCCUCAUUUACCUGUUCUGGCAACCAGUGGUUUGGAUCAUGACGUGAAAAUCUGGGCACCAACUUCAGAAACCCCUACAGGGCUUAAUGGCUUAAAAGAGACUAUAAAGAAGAACAAGCGAGAGCGUGAUGACGACAGUUUAAAUCACUCUGAUCUUUUUGAUAGCCACAUGCUUUGGUUUCUGAUGCGCCACUUGAGACAAGGACGUCACCGCAGGCAUCGUCAUGAUCCUGCUGCUGGGGGAGAUGCAGACUCUGAUGAUUCGUCCAUGUCAUCUGAUACCCUAGAUGAUGAUGAUGAGGGGCCUGACCGUGUACAGUGUAUGCCUUCAUGAACAAGUUAGAGAUAAAAAAUGAGCUGCAAACAUUUAAAAGGGAUAUCACAAACUUAGGAGUAUCGGCAAUGCUGUGCAUGUUGUUAUGCUUCCACUUUUGGGAGCCUUUGCUACUGAGUGCGACUCUUGGAAAUGGGAAGAUAAUUUUACACAUUAUAAGUUCCAAAAUGUUACAGAAUGCCAAAAAGAUCUGCUUCCCAGGCAUCAUCUCCAGACCACAAGAGAAAUAUUUGUAGAACAUGUAGAAAGGCUGUCAACUUGAUGGCUAGAUAUGCAUUUAAUUUACAGUUCCUGGCUGUCAGUCCUGCCUGCUCCAAUGAUGAGUUUCUGGAUGUGCAGAAGAGAGAAAGAGAGAAUCCACUGUUUUGAGACUGGAGAACUUUUGUUGAAGAUUUCUAGUUUUUUACUAAAAAUAAGAGAAGUGACUCUGAAAGGACAUGGACCUUUUUUCCAGAUAAUGUUUAAGAAAAAAAAAUCUAUAUAUAAAUAUUAUAUAUAUAUAUACAUAUAUAUAUAUAUUAAAAUUAAAAACACUUUGAGAAAAAAAAAAAAGAGAAAAACAAAUGUAGAUCACACACCAUUGCAAUAAUUUUCAGUUUUGCCACAUGCAGCCAGAGGGGAAGAAGAGGAAUUUGUGGAGGGUCAUCGGUUGAUGCUAUGAAAAUGUUUUGAGCCACAGUGUAACCUUGUCACAGGUGUAGCUGACUGCAGCUAUCUGUUUAUGUAUGUUUGGAGAAAGGGCUACACUGUGAGUGCACUGGGUUGUAACUCAAGUACAUCUGAUGCACUGUGGUGUCUGUGGUGUGGCAAGUCAAACUUUUACUUGACGUAAUGGAGAAAGACGUGUGCUUUUUGCUUCCAUUGGCUGUUUGAUUUGAAAUGUUCAUUGAUUAUAAUUAAUAUUUUUCCUCAGUAAAACUGCUUUUGUGUUC
This is a messenger RNA of Protopterus annectens (West African lungfish), 3134 nucleotides long. RefSeq names its product DDB1 and CUL4 associated factor 8 (gene DCAF8). Gene Ontology annotation, molecular function: protein binding. The transcript is spliced from 14 exons. The record is from RefSeq and is a predicted model, not a curated record. Lineage: Eukaryota; Metazoa; Chordata; Ceratodontiformes; Protopteridae. Bases 208 to 2202 code for a protein of 664 amino acids. Gene Ontology annotation, cellular component: Cul4-RING E3 ubiquitin ligase complex; cytoplasm.